Molecule: messenger RNA, 372 nt
Organism: Emiliania huxleyi CCMP1516
Lineage: Eukaryota; Haptophyta; Isochrysidales; Noelaerhabdaceae
Exons: 4
Coding region: 1-372 (123 amino acids)
Molecular function (GO): uridylyltransferase activity
Source: RefSeq, a predicted model, not a curated record
AUGGGCGCUGUUUACUCGUACCUCUUCGGCGAAAGCCCCUUCGACGCCUCGUGGCCCGCCUACGAGGAAAAGAUGCGCGCCGAGGGCCUCUCGAACGCCGCAAUCGCCGCCUUCAAGUACAACUUCAAGAUGCUCACCAGCGGCGCCAACCUGAUGAUUCCGGGCGAGAGCAUCCAGCCGGUCGAGUCGCUGCCCGACUACGCCUCGCUCACCACGGAGUACUGGUUGGUAGACCCAGUCCACUUGCGCACAACAGGCGGCCUCGGCACCGGCAUGGGCCUCGAGAAGGCAAAGUCGCUGCUCGACCUCAAGGAGGGGCGAAACUUCCUCGACUUCAUCGCGCUGCAGGCUGCAGAUGGAUUCCCUAGUUGA